CUCUCUCCCACUCUGUAGGAAAAAAAAAAAAAAAAACACCCCUAUAAAUAUUCAAGCGCUUCUGGGUAUGGAGGCUCUGAGCUUUUUCACCUGGCCAAAUCAAAACCCUAAAUUAGGGUUUCAGAGUGUCUGACCUUGAAUGUGGGAAUUUAUAGCAGUUGAGGCAUUGGCUCUUGUGAAGAAAAUGCAAUGAGAUGGGUGGGGGUGGAGGUGGAGGAGGUUGCGGAGAAAUGGGCACAGCCAAGGCUUGGAGGUACAGCACAUUUUCGGCGAAGCUGGCUUUGGAGCAGCAGCAUAAGCAUGUGUGCUGGAGGUCGCAGAAGAGGCCGAUCUCGUGGUCGAUCCUCUGCGGUUUGAUGUUGUUUUGUUUGGGUUUGAUUUCGCUCUUCACUGGACAUGUGGCUUCUGAUCUUGAAUGGUACUCGCAGCGCUUGGUCAAGCGGAGUUUAUACUCCAAACUGGAUAUGGGUCGUCGUGCAUCAAUUAAUAUUUGGAAAUCAGAGUCUUCAAAGUUCUACUAUGGAUGCAGUAAAAAAGGCCGUCAUUUUGCUUCUGCUGUACGCGAGAAGUCGUCAAAUGGCUAUUUGCUUAUUGCAGCAAGUGGAGGGCUGAACCAACAAAGAACAGGAAUAACUGAUGCUGUAGUAGUUGCUCGGAUUCUUAAUGCUACAUUAAUUGUACCAGAGUUGGAUCAUCAUUCCUUCUGGAAAGAUGAUAGUGACUUUGUCAACAUUUUUGAUGUUGAUUGGUUCAUUUCUUCCCUUGCAAAGGAUGUGACUAUUGUUAAAAGAGUUCCAGAUAAAGUCAUGAGAUCAAUGGAAAAACCUCCAUACACCAUGCGUGUACCAAGGAAAUCCACUCCUGAAUAUUAUCUGGAUCAAGUUCUGCCAAUACUCUUGAGGAGACGUGUUGUACAGUUGACAAAGUUUGAUUACAGGCUUGCAAAUAACAUUGAUGAAGAGCUGCAAAAGUUGCGUUGCCGGGUCAAUUAUCAUGCUUUAAGAUUCACAAAGCCCAUACAAGAACUGGGUCAGAAACUUGUGAUAAGAAUGCGAAAGAUGACAAAUCGUUUUAUUGCAGUUCACUUGAGGUUUGAAGCUGAUAUGCUAGCAUUUUCUGGAUGCUACUAUGGUGGGGGUGAAAAGGAGAGAUAUGAGCUUGGUGAAAUAAGGAAACGCUGGGCAACAUUACCUGAUCUAAGCCCUGAGGGGGAACGAAAGCGAGGAAAAUGUCCACUGACUCCUCAUGAGGUGGGUUUGAUGCUGCGGGCACUUGGCUUUGGAAAUGAAACAUAUCUCUAUGUUGCAUCAGGAGAAAUAUAUGGUGGAGAAGAGACUUUGCAGCCUCUCAGAGAACUUUUCCCAAACUUCUAUACAAAGGAGAUGCUUGCCAGUGAAGAACUCAAACCCUUCCUUCCCUACUCUUCUCGCCUUGCUGCCAUUGAUUACAUUGUCUCAGAUGAGAGCGAUGUGUUUGUCACCAAUAAUAACGGAAAUAUGGCCAAGAUUCUUGCAGGAAGAAGGAGGUACAUGGGGCAUAAGAGGACCAUCAGGCCAAAUGCAAAAAAGCUCAGUGCUUUGUUCAUGGCUUGGAAUAAGAUGGACUGGGAUACAUUUGCCAAGAAGGUAAGAUCAUACCAGAGAGGAUUCAUGGGAGAGCCAGAUGAGAUGAGAUCAGGAAGAGGCGAGUUCCAUGAAUUUCCAUAUUCUUGUGUCUGCCACAAACCAUUCAAAUACCCUGAUGAUGAAAACAAUAAUAACAAACAAGUUACUCUAGUCUCUAGAGCAUAUAUUGGAUCUGGAUCUGAAUGGGAGAAUAAAGGUUCAAACAGUUUGCAGAGACUAAAAGAAAACCCAGGAGAAGGACCAGUGACUUUAGGCGACACUAAGGAUGAUGGCUUUUUGGCAGACUGAAAAUCCUCAGGUAAUGCUGUGGCCAGAAUCUGUUUCCUUAUCUGAGUCAGUGUUGGCUCAGACAUUGAGGUUCCUGUGUGUUAAUGGUAGCACAAAAUUUUACUCAGCUGUGGCAUUUGAGUGAAGCCAGACCAAGAAGUGGACUCUGGUUUCGUUUAAUAUAUCUGGCUAGAUCACUGAAUCUGUGUAUAGAAAAGAAGGAAACUUCUACCCAGCUUCAAUUGUCUAUAAACAUUUUUGCUUAGUACAUAUCUAUGUAGGUAUGCCAAAAUAGCUUCUUUCUCGUUGAACAAACAAUUGGGAUGUUUUAUUUUAAUUUAUUUUUAAUUUUAAAUCAUAUUGGUGUUUCCGGAAAU
Molecule: messenger RNA, 2269 nt
Organism: Vitis riparia (riverbank grape)
Lineage: Eukaryota; Viridiplantae; Streptophyta; Magnoliopsida; Vitales; Vitaceae
Product: O-fucosyltransferase 29
Exons: 9
Coding region: 195-1913 (572 amino acids)
Source: RefSeq, a predicted model, not a curated record